AUGGAGAACACUCGGGUGUUUGUCAGUGGGCUUCCGCCUUCUUGCUCGAAUGACCAGCUUCGCAAUCAUUUUGCACGCCGUUUCACUGUGACAGAUGCUCAUGUACUGCCUAGAAGGCAGAUGGGCUUUGUUGGGUUCAAAAGCCAUGAAGUGGCCCUGGAAGCUGUCAAGUACUUCAACAGGACAUAUAUGAAGAUGUCUAAGAUCUUGGUAGAUCUUGCUCGACCGAUUGAUUCUAAGCCCACAGAGAAAGCUCAUCCUACACGGAAGCAUGAUGCUGCCGACGACGCGUCCUCGGACAAUGCUCUCAAGCGUAAAAGAGACGCCGACUCCAAGCCAGAAGACCCCAAGCUGCAGGAGUAUCUUGCUUUGAUGCAGACCUCCAAGACCCGAACUUGGGCAAAUGAUGAUAGCACGGCCAUGGCAAUGGCUUCUCAGCAGGCUGCAACUCCAAUUAACACAUCAGUUCAGAAUAACAGUUCAACUGAGGAACUUCCCUCCCAUCCGAAAAAGGUCCGGGUACAGGAACCUGCAGCUGGUGGUGACGCCGAGAAACCCCAGGUUAUGGAGGUGGACAGAUCCGAUGAGGACGAGGAGGAAGACACACAGGCACAAGAGGAUACAGAGGCAACACAGGAUGAAGCAGGCCCAGUAUCCGACUCCGACUGGCUUCGGUCGAAGACAAGUCGUCUCCUUGGUCUCUUGGAUGAAGAUGAACAGGCUGAAUUCGACCAACAAAAAGCUGCUGCACCAGCCGAGUCUCAAAGUCCUGACGUCGAGGAAUCUCGCACUGCUGCCUUUGAUGAUACCAUUCCUCAAUUUGAGACUGACGUUGCUGCUGUUGAGGAUGAGGAUGAGGAUGCAGUCGAGACAACCCCCGAGCGACCAGACCCGAAUGUUGAUCUCAUUCGUGGUUCUGCCCGCUUGUUCCUCAGGAAUCUCGCCUACGACACCACCGAUGCUGAUCUCCAGCCUCUUUUUACUCCCUUUGGAAAACUCGACGAGAUACAUGUGGCCUUUGAUACUCGAACUGAGACUAGCAAAGGCUUCGCUUACGUUCAGUAUGCGAAUGCGGAUGCGGCCGUCGAUGCCUACCGAGCUCUCGAUGGAAAGCAUUUCCAGGGUCGACUCCUGCACGUCCUUCCAGCUGCCGCUAAGAAGACGUACAAGAUUGACGAGGUUGAGCUAUCGAAGCUUCCCUUGAAGAAGCAGAAGCAAAUCAAACGCAAAUUGGGUGCUACCUCAUCGUCUUUCAGCUGGAAUUCUCUCUACAUGAAUGCCGAUGCCGUCAUGUCCUCAGUGGCCGAUAGACUGGGCGUGAGCAAGGCAGAACUGCUAGACCCCACGUCUUCAGACGCCGCUGUGAAGCAAGCACAUGCUGAAACGCAUGUCAUUCAAGAAACCAAGGCCUACUUUGCAUCUAAUGGAGUGAAUAUUGAAGCUUUCAAGGGCCGCGAACGUGGAAACACUGCAAUUCUGGUGAAGAAUUUCUCCUUCGGCGUAAAGUCCGCCGAACUCAGGAGUCUUUUUGAGCCGUACGGCCAGAUCCUCCGGCUUCUGAUGCCGCCUAGUGGCACCAUCGCCAUUGUAGAGUUUGCCAGGCCAGAUCAGGCACAAGCUGCAUUCAAGGGUCUCGCUUAUCGCAAGAUUGGCGAUUCCAUCCUCUUUUUGGAAAAGGCCCCCAAGAACUUGUUUGAUGGCACGGCAACUACGACGGCUCUUCCGGAGACUCAAGCCAAGUCUCAAGGAUUCUCUACGUCUGACACUUUCGCGGCAGAUGAACCUGAGACUGGCAUGACUUCGACCCUGUUCAUCAAGAAUUUGAACUUCAUUACCACAAACGAGAAGUUCUUGGAGGUUUUCCGUCCAUUGGAUGGAUUUGUCACCGGACGGAUCAAGACCAAGCCCGACCCCAAGCGUCCUGGACAAACCCUCAGCAUGGGCUUUGGUUUUGCGGAGUUCAAGACCAAGGCCCAGGCCCAGGCGGCUCUUGCAGCCAUGAAUGGUUACAAGCUCGAUCAGCACGAGCUUGUCAUUCGCGCCUCUCACAAGGGCAUGGAUGCUGCGGAGGAGCGGAGACGGGAGGACACGGCCAAGAAAAUCGCGGCCAGGCGGACUAAGAUCAUCAUCAAGAACUUGCCGUUCCAGGUUACCAAAAAGGACAUCCGGUCCUUGUUUGGGGCCUACGGGCAGCUCCGCUCCGUGCGUGUGCCUCAAAAGUUCGAUCGGUCAGCUCGCGGGUUUGGUUUUGCGGACUUUAUCAGUGCUCGCGAGGCCGAGAAUGCCAUCGACGCGUUGAAAAACACGCAUCUCCUGGGUCGCCGCCUGGUGCUGGAAUUCGCCAACGAGGAGGCUGUCGAUCCCGAGGAGGAGAUCGCAAAGAUAGAAAAGAAGGUAGGAGAGCAGGUGGACAGGGUCAAGCUUCAGCAGCUUACGGGCGGAGGGCGGAAGAAAUUCACUGUAGGGGGAGGAGAGGAGGACGAAUCGUGA
Molecule: messenger RNA, 2490 nt
Organism: Penicillium daleae
Lineage: Eukaryota; Fungi; Ascomycota; Eurotiomycetes; Eurotiales; Aspergillaceae
Gene: mrd1
Product: RNA-binding ribosome biosynthesis protein MRD1
Exons: 4
Coding region: 1-2490 (829 amino acids)
Molecular function (GO): RNA binding
Source: RefSeq, a predicted model, not a curated record